Symbiodinium sp. CCMP2592 is the source of this 8844-nucleotide messenger RNA. Lineage: Eukaryota; Dinophyceae; Suessiales; Symbiodiniaceae. The record is from the annotation of a GenBank genome assembly.
AUGCGAGCCCAAACUGCAGGGCCUGGCAUUGAAGGCGAAGAUACGGCCCCAGACUAUGCAGCUGCACUUCCGUUGCUGCCGAAUGGUGUGGAUAGACCGGAAGCUUCGCCCCAGAGCAUGCAAUCACUCCCCUGGUCGCCGAGUGUGAUGGGAUCAGGAGGAGAACAUGGUACGUUAGAUCCAGUUGCUGAGCAGCCGCCGGCGCCGCCGAGGCUUCCUGUCGGGAGUUUGGCAGGUUCUGGCCUGGAUGUGAGGGCGCCAUCAGGAGCUCAAUCGAUCGAGCUACGAAGCCCCAGUGCGACGGCUGAAUGGCCUCCCGCGCUGAGGUGGAUGGGACGGCUGAAUGAGUUCUUACAGCGAGCAACCGGAGCAUACCUACAGACGACAUUCAACAUCACCACUACAUUCAGCGGACCUGCGGCAGCAGCAAGCUACAGCGUCUACCUCAACGGCUCCGACAGGGCCUCUUCUACAUCGAUUCCGAGAGAGCUGGUUCAAGAAGAAGUGAGACGACAGGUCAUGGAAGCUAUGCGAAUGCAGACUGCUACGAUUGAAGAGCUGCGUCGAGAGAAUGAGUUGUUGAGGGCCAGACAGGCCUUGGAGGAGCGACAGAGUGGACCGCGAGGUGAUCAGUACGGCACGCUGCCGGCUGAAGGACCUCACGGUGAUGGGGCUCUGAGUUUGCAGCAAGCAGUACCGCACGGUGAUCGGGCUUCGCUGGUGCAGCAGAGCGUACCUCAAGGUGAUCGGGCUCUGGUUGUGCAGCAAAGUGUAUCUCCAGGUGAUCGGGCUUUGGGUUUGCAGCAAAGCGUACCUCAAGGUGAUCGGGCUUUGGCUGUGCAGCCACCUGUACCUCCUGGUGAUCGGGCUUCGCUGGUGCAGCAGAGUGUACCUCCUGGUGAUCGGGCUUAUUCUGAGCAGCAUACAAGGGCUUCUGAUGAUUGGUCGCAGUCUUUCUCCUUCGGUGGCCCCAGCGGAAGGUCUCUCGGAGUGCAGUUUGAUCUGGAUCGUGAAGAUGAUUUGCCUGGGACGCAGUCUCUCAGUAGUCAGACUGGCUACCCGUUCUCGGGGUUACUACAGGGCGAUGUGUGCGGAGCCUCUGAGGGUCCAGUCCCUCCAGCGGUUUCCACUCCAGUGGGUCGUCUUCGUGGUGAUUAUGGGAGUCGAGCUAGAUCAAGGACGAUGAGUCGGGAGAGAGUGUCUCCGCCUCCACCUCCUCCUGGAAUUCCAUAUGGUUCCGCCUCAACUCCUGUAGAUGGCGACUUUGGAUAUACUUCAGGUCCAGCUCCGCCGCCACCGAGCUCCUCGGGCACUGCUUCGAGGCCUAAGGCUGCUUUGGCGAGUAAUCCUUUAGAGGCUUUGGUCGCUGGCAUGACGCAGAUUCAAGAAGUGCUCCUGAGGGGGAAGUCUGGAAGUGAUACCGCUGAGUAUGAUCCUUCGAAGUCUGUUGUGGAGUUUCCAAAGUUGAAAGAGAAUUCAGCGGAGUCAGGAGCCAUCGACUUUCAGGACUGGCUUUACUUGGUGGAGCAGCAGGUUGGAAGCCUUGCUUCUGGCGCGUCGUCUUGGUGGUCAGGUCUUCUGGCUGCCGCUAUGAAGGCCUAUGGGGUCUAUCAGGCUUCCACUCCAAUCCAGAGGCUGACAGUUAAAGCCGAGUUGCCCCCCGAGUUGGAUGAUCCGAAGUAUCUCAAGCUGGAGAAACGCGUUGCGGCCCUAUUGGUUGCGGCACUGCCCCAAGCCAUGAGAGAUGAGAUGGUUUCUUAUCGGGUGCAACGUGUGCACCAGCAGUUGUUUCGAUUGUUGGUGUGUUACCAGCCUGGUGGCAGCUCAGACAGGGCCUUGGUUUUGGCGCAGUUGGAGCCGAAGGACGGGCCGAAUGAUGUGACAGAGGUUGUUGCUGCUCUUCGGAGGUGGUUCCGAUGGCUUCAGCGUGCUCGUGACCUUCAGCUGUCGUUGCCGGAUCCAUCAGUGCAAAUCAAGGCGCUGUCCUCUAUCGUGAGGAAGAUCUCUGAGAAAAAUCAUGAUCUGCAAUUUAAGAUAGCUUUGGCGAGAACAGAGCUUCGCACCGAGAGCAGGCCCACUCAAGAGACCGCGUUGAAGUUCUUCCAACACUUGUUGGCCGAGGUGGAGCAACUUGGACAUACUAAGAGCCGGAGCAAUGUGAACAGUGCAUCAGCUACCACCGCGAGCUCUACUACCACGGCGGGGGAUGAUGUUCAAGCCAGAGCUCGUGCGGCUCAGGUCCAACCAAAGGGCAGCUCACCUUCGGCCCCCAAGGACGGCAAGGGCGAUGGGUGCCUGGUUUGCGGAAGCAAGAUGCACAAGGUGAAAGAUUGCCCAAGGAGAGAGCUCGAGCCGGCGAAUGAUAGCCCUAGUCCAAAGGGGCUGAACAAGAAGGAGCUUAAAGCCUUGGCUACGGUGUGCUCGGGUGGACUUGCUACUACUACGGCUACGGCAAAGAGUCCACCUCCUCUACCACCUCCAGCUACGGCACCAAUGUCUGUGGCAGCUAUGGCGGCAGCUGAUCCUCCCAUUCAUCCUGAAGUCUCCAAUGAUUCGCUCAAGGAGGUGUUGGCUGAGACAACCAAGGUGCUAAAGGCUUUGACCUCUACUUCUUCGGGCUCUUUCACCACCGGUGCUCAACCUCCUCCUGCUGUGCAAGACCCUUUGCAAAUGUUGGCUCGGAGAUUGCAGAAGUUCACUUUGAGCAGCCUCGGGGAGAAGAUGGCUCUCCUGGAUUCUGGUGCUAGUCAUGCCUAUCGAAGGGCAGCUGAUCGUGAAGAGCAGGAGCGAGCUCAACCGGUAAGUGUGAAACUUGCCGAGGGCGAGACUACGUUGUUGCAGACAAAAUCUGGAACGCUCUUGGGGGAUGCUUCAGCGGAGACGUUGGUCCCAUUGGGGCAACUUGUCCAAAUUCUUGGGUGCACUGUGCGAUGGUCCAAGAACCGCCUCAUCGUGAAUCAUCCAAUUCAUGGACGGCUGAAAGUUCAAGUUCGGGACUACUGCCCACAGAUGGCCGAGCAUGAGGCGCUCCGCCUUAUUAGCGAGCUCGAGGAGAAGCGGUUGAUGGAGAUGAACAAUACGGUUAAGGCCUUGGAGAUGAGAGUGGCUCAGAGCGAACAUGUUAUGGAGUGGUUCGAGUAUGUUCAGAGCUAUGUCACCACUGGAAAGCGCGUGGAGCUGCUGGGAGCUCUCACUAAGGCCCCGUUUUUCAAGGACGUCUCCUUGGAUACGAUUGCCACGGCAGCAGAGGACAUCCCCCUGCGUGACGUGGAUGGAUGGAAGCUUCUCAAGUCUAUGCCAUGGUCCAGAAGGAAGCGAAGGUCGCUGUAUCGAUCCAACGAUUGGAAUGUGCAUCUUUUCUCUGGACCUUCGAGGCCAACGAGUACGACAUCUACUACUUCCAGGUUGUCUGUCACUGAGGCCUCGGGUGUCAAUGUUGAGGUCGAUAUCCUGGAUUCGGCUUUGAUGGAUGUAACCAGGAUGGACGGCGUCUUCAAGGUUCUUCUAUGGGGAGCGGCUCGUGGAAAGAUCAGGACUUUGAUCGGAGGCCCACCGAGAAGAUCUUAUUUGGUCGAUGAUGAUGAAAAGAGGGCCAAGGAGGAGCCGCUUGUGAUCAGGAUGUUGGUCUUGGCAAUGGUGGCUAUGGAAGGACGACGCCAGCAUCGCAGCGAUCGGUUGGGUUUUGCUUUGGAGCAUCCGGACAAGGUCGUAGCCCAGGGAAAUGUUUGGUCAAGCUCUUUGUGGAAAGGCUUUUCGGAGGUGUAUGGAAUGGAGGUGGUUCAGUCAGGACGCGGCUCUACGGGAACAAAUAUGUACCUGGAGGCCUUGAACUUACUGACAUCAACUACCACGACUUCUGGAGUUUGGGCCAGUGAGUAUGCUCAGGCGAUUGGUGAAGCCGUUAAUGCCUGGACGGGUUUUUCAGUGCAUGAGUCGGUGCUUUGCUCUGUAGCUGCAGGUCCACCCCCAAUAUCAUGUAAGAUGACUGCGAAGGAGUGGCAACUACACGUGAGCCGGGACCACAUUCCAUUUCGCAAGGAUUGCAAGCAUUGUGUUCAGUCAGCAGCAGGACGACCUCAUCGCCGCGUGACUCAUAAAUCUGCUUAUGUUCUAUCUGCAGAUGUAGCUGGACCGUUCCGGGUCAAGGGGGUGAAUACCGAGACUAAUCAGCAUCGCUUUAUGCUGGUAUGCGCUUACCAGUUCCCUAAGCUUCCUGGAACCCCAGAUGCUCAGCAUGAGUCUGUUGAUGAUGAUACUGGUGCGGGCGCGGGCCUCGAGGAGUUGCUCUUCGAGGAGGAGGGCGGUGAUGAUAAGCAUGAGAUCAUUGAGGAGAGUGGCGCUGAUAAGCAUGUGAUCAUUGAGAAGGAUGGCGGUGCUCAAGCUGAUGAUGCGAGUGGCCCUAGUCCUGAAGAGGAGGCUGCAAAAGCAUUUGAGCCGCUGGAGUUUGCUGUGGCUUAUUUCGUGCGACCACUCAGAUCCAGAAAAUCCACUGAGGUCCUUCGUGCCUUACAAGAAGUGUAUAUCGACGUGAAAAUGCUGGGACUACCUGUAAGUCGACUUCAUUCGGACCGUGCGAGAGAAUUCCGCACGCCUGCGGUCUCAGCUUGGGCCGCGUCGAGAGACAUUCUCGUGACAAGGUCCGAAGGUGAUGCGCCGGCGCAGAACGGCACUGCGGAACAAGCAGUGAAAUAUCUGAAGUCUCGAACUCGGAUCUUGCUUGCAUCGGCGCAGGACUCAAGUGGAAGGGACAUCAAAGAAGUGAAGACGUGGUGGCCGAUGGCCGCUGAGACGGCAGCUGUGCGUCAGAGAUCUUUGGUGUUCGGUCUCGAGUCAAAUCCCCCGGCAGGCUUUGGAACCAAGGUUUUCGUGAAAAGAAAGAGAUAUGGUGCUGAGGCUCGUGAUCUUGAUCCUAAGUGGAGCAGCGCGGUCUACUUGGGGCCAGCGAGGGAUGUUCCUGCGGGUCAUGUUGUUCUAACUGACGACAAUCAUCUGUGGAACACCUGCAAUGUCCGACAGCUACCUGAUGUUCCCAUGGAGCCGGAUCCCUCAACCUUGGCAGCUAGAAGGAGAAUCUCCGGAAAAAAAAGGCCGCCAGUCGCACCUAUACCUUUGAAGGCUUUGAGGAUUUCUUCUUUGUCAAAGGGGAAGCAAGAAGAGCGCGAUAAUCUCCUUGUUGAGUCCCUCCCGGUGUCUGAGAUUAAGUCGGUUGCGAAGGUUGAAUAUCUUCCCAAGGGCGAUGUGAUGAAGCCUUUGGCCCAGGUGUCCCAUGAGAAGCAGUGGUAUGCCUUGGAGGACUGCUUCGCAAUUCUUGAGGAUACUCCUUUCAAGAAGCCAUCUAAGACUAGGAACACAGAGGCUUGGGGAGAUCCUGGGCCAGAUGUUUAUGUAACCUUUGGUGCCUACCAGCAUGGCAACUUCACUGGCGUGACCAAUGCCACGCGGGACUAUCCGGAGCUGGUGCAGUACCUGACGGCGUUCAUCAGGAGACACUCAGGAGAGAGCGAUCCUUUCACAAGCGUGGUUGUGGCCAGAAAUUUGGAAACUGGGCUGCACCGCGAUCGCUAUAACGUGAAUGGCAUGAGGAACAUAGUCAUUUCGUGCGGAGCCUAUGAGCAGGGUGGAUUGUGGGUCGAAGGAUUCCAUGAUGGCUUGGAGUCAAUGUCCUUGACCCUUCCCAAUGGGCAGAAAGUUGACGGCUCUGUUGUGCCUACUGAAAAUCAGGUGGUGAAGUUCAAUCCGAGGCGACUCCACAAGAGCCUCACAUGGAAGGGCACGAAGUGGACCAUCAUUGCCUAUGUGAAUCGUGGAUUUGCUCGUCUACCAGAGGCAAAGGUGCAAGAGCUGCGGGAUUGCGGCUUCCUUGUUCCUCGGUGUGAAGAAGCUACGUUGAGCCAGCUACGCCUUCAGGAGGAGCAUGUGGAGUUUGAUUAUUGCGAGACCUCUGAUGAGGAGGAGCAUUUCGUGCAAAGCGUGGCUGCAGAAUCGAGUCUUGUUAACGUGAGGAAGCUCCUUGAUGAAGAGGAGAAGAUAGAGUCCAUUGGUCCUGGCAUCUUAGACCAGGAGGAGCGGGACGCAAUCGCCCGCGUGAAUGUCAAGGCGAUGCAUCUCUGUGAAGCAUUAGAGGCAGCUGAGGCCAAUCGAUGUGACGAUGCAGGUGAUCUGGACAGCCUUAAAUGGUUCCGGUUGUGUCGGCUUGUUGAAAGUGGAGAACAACAUGGAGUUGAAGAGCUGUUGAGAAAUCUAAAUGCUCCCUUGCAGGUUGUGUACACUCUGACGCUUGGGGAGGUCCGGGAGAAUGUUACGGCUUGGAAAAAGGCGAUUUUGAAGGAGGUUCAGGCGUUGAUCAAUUGUGGGGCCUUGGUUAAGCUGGACGCGGCCGAAGAAGACCGUCUUCAGCGCGAGGGCAAGCUAGUGAUCUUACCGGCCAAGGGCGUCUUUACUGUCAAGCCCCCCGACCUUCAAGCAGCUGCGGAGGCAAUCCAGUCAAAGCCGCAGGACCAACUAGAGUUCCCAGAUGGUGUCCAGUCAAAGCCUCAGGACCAGCUAGAGUUCCCAGACGGUGUCCAGUCAAAGCCUCAGGACCAGCUAGAGUUCCCAGACGGUGUCCAGUCAGCAAAGAGUUCUCAUAAGUCGGGUUCGAUUCCAGUUGAUGCCCUAUACAAGCGUAAAGCAAGACUGGUCAUUUGUGGCAAUUUCGAGAAGAAUAUCAGUGAGGAGUUGUAUGCCGGAGGUUGCCAAACGGAAUCCCUGAGGAUUAUGGUUUCCCACGCUUCAUCCAAGCCAUUAUGGGACGCAGCGGUGACAGACAUUCGGAACGCCUUUGUGUUAGCUCCGAUGUGCACUGAUGCUACGUAUGGGCUGCGGUUUCCGAAAGUGUUUCUUCUCGCUUUGGGUCCAGAAUGGGAUUGGCUUUACCGUGUAGAUCGGGCCCUUUACGGCUUCAGACGCUCUCCACGCCUUUGGGGCCUAUUUCGAGAUGCUAGGUUCAAGAAAGCCAGGAUCACACUUCAGAGCCUUGUUGGAAAUCGUGUGGCGGUUCUCAGAAGGUUGGUUGCUGAUGAGAAUAUCUGGCAGGUCGUUGUUCUAAAAGAGGGCAGCGAGGAGCCAGAUUUUGUGGCCGCCUACAUUGUGGUCUAUGUUGACGACAUCUUGUAUCUCGGAGAACCAAGCACGAUUUCAGAUGUUCAUGCGUGGUUGAGCGCUGAGUGGACCUCCAGUCCUUUGACAUGGGCGUCUGAUAUGGAUGGUAUAAGGUUUCUCGGUUUGGAAAUCUAUAAGUCCAAAGUGGGAUAUAAGAUGUGCCAGUUUGGUUACUUGCGUGAGCUCCUACGUCAUCAUGAUCUAACGAAUGGCCCCGGUGCUAGAACUCCAUGUCCGAGAGAGUGGCUCAUCGGCGAGGGCGAAGUGGAGCAGGCUGUGUAUGAUGAAGUGAGCUUGAGAAAGGCUCAGCAGAUGACAGGUGAGCUGUUGUGGCUUAGCACGAAGUCGAGACCAGACCUCAUGCAUUCGGUCUCCAGCAUGAGCUCUCUUUGUUUGCGAGAUCCAAUCCUGGUUGAAAGAAUCGGGAAGCGGGUUCUUGCCUACUUGUUUGCUACUUCGCAGCUCUCUCUUAUGUUCUUCGGAAGCAGUGAUGAGCCGGAACAUUCUGCUGUGGCCUACUCGGAUGCCUCUUUCAGCCCAUCAGGCGGAAGGUCUAUUGGCUGCUCUCUGAUCACCUACAAUGGCAAUGCAGUGGCUUGGCGCUCCGGGCGCCAGAGCCUGAUAGCACUGAGCACGGCAGAGAGCGAGUUGAUAGAAGCGGUUGCAGCGGUUCAUCUUCAGGCAGGAAUUUCAUCAUUGACGUCAGAGAUCAACGCUUCAGAGAUUCAUCUUCUGUUGCUUGUUGACAACAGUGCAGCUGUUGGCUUGUGCACUGAUGCACCAGGCACAUGGCGCACGAGACACUUGCGCGUCCGCGCGGGUGCGCUUCGAGAACUUGUUAGAGAAGGCGUUCUGGUUAUCCGACACAUCCCAGGUCUUCUGCAGAAAGCUGAUCUUGGAACCAAGGGGUUUGAUGCAGUUCGUCUUUUUGAGCUACUUGAACUUUGGGGUUUGGUGCAAAAUGAAGAUGAUCGACCUCGUAUUCCUUCUCCAGCAGCGAUACCGCAAGCAGAAACGACUAGCAAGACAAGCAAUCAUGUAGCAGGUUUAAGGGUUACCUGGGUUCAUGCAGUUGCACGCCUUGCUGUGGUGCUUUUCUGUUUGACGCAGCCUGUUGCUGGCAAGAAGUCCAAGCCUGACAUCGAGGUCAAUUUCGCUUGGGAGUUAUAUGGCAUGGUUUUUCUUCUGGUAGUUGCUGGGAUAGCCAUUUGGGAGGUUGCCAAGAAGAUUUGGGGGAGGCUAUAUCCUGAAGAGCCUGAGUCGCGAGAAGCUAGACGUCUUAGGAAGCUGCAGAGUGCUGUACGAGAUGAGCUUCAGGGAAUGGGUUUAGGUAGUCAAGCCACGUGGUCUUCUUCAAGCUCUUCUUCUCAGGGACAUCCAGUGCCUCCUCCUACAUAUGCCACCGGGGGCGAGGAGCAUCCAUACCCUCCUCCGCCUCCACCAUAUCCUACUGGAAGCUUUGAUGAUCCCCCACACCUUGAGGAGCUCAGGGGCACCUUUAGGAGAAGGCGAGGGCGAACUACAGAUCAAGCAGUUCAGACUGAGCCUCGGAGGAUUCAAGGAGAAGUUACGAUCCAGUAUACUACGCCGCUGUAUGUGACCAAGAAUGGGAAGUGCAUUCACGCUAGGGACACUUGUUCGUCCUUGGUUGCGGGAGGCAGAACAGAGCAGCGGCACCUUUGUCAGCUUUGCAACAGAGGCUGA